Molecule: messenger RNA, 2620 nt
Organism: Acipenser ruthenus (sterlet)
Lineage: Eukaryota; Metazoa; Chordata; Actinopteri; Acipenseriformes; Acipenseridae
Product: coiled-coil domain-containing protein 93-like
Exons: 24
Coding region: 46-1959 (637 amino acids)
Biological process (GO): Golgi to plasma membrane transport
Source: RefSeq, a predicted model, not a curated record
UGACGGUCAUAUGACUCCCACGUGACGACAAACUCCAUAGCCAUCAUGGCGGCCACCUCAAUGUUUCAGAGGCUGAGAACUGGAUCUAAAUUGGGAGCGCAGUAUGACCAGGAAGGCAACCUUAUUCAGGUUGAAACUCGUGAAGAUGAGGAACAGAAUGUUAAAUUGGCAGAAAUCCUGGAGCUGUUGGUGGCAGCAGGAUACUUCAGGGCUCGGAUCAAAGGGCUUUCUCCAUUUGACAAGGUUGUGGGUGGAAUGACCUGGUGUAUUACAACCUGCAACUUUGACAUAGAUGUAGAUUUACUUUUUCAAGAAAACUCUACAAUUGGUCAGAAAAUAGCGCUUACUGAAAAAAUUGUGUCUGUCUUGCCAAAAAUGAAAUGCCCUCAUCGUCUAGAGCCACACCAGAUCCAGGGUCUUGAUUUCAUUCACAUUUUUCCUGUUGUACAGUGGCUGGUUAAACGUGCCAUUGAAACCAGAGAAGAAAUGGGAGAUUACAUUCGGGCAUACUCUGUGUCACAGUUUCAGAAAACACAUAGCAUUCCAGAGGAUAAUGACUUCAUGCAGAGAAAAGAGAAGGCUAUUAAAACAGUAAUGGAUGUUUCUGAGGUUUAUAAACCUCUGCGAAAAUACAAGAGGCAGGUUGAUGCUGAGGAGCUAGCUGAUGAAGAAUCCAGAGUCCACUCCACUUUGCUGGAGUAUGGAAGACUCCCUGAUUACAUACUGCGAUAUGGAUUUAGCAGGCAAGCUAAACAAGACAAGGCUGAAGAUAAGAAAGCGUUUGUGACACCAGGGCUGCCGCAUGGCAUGUCUGAGGUGUCAGAAGAGGAAGAUCUGCAAGCUGCUGAAGAGCUUCGCAUUAAAACGUUGAUGACUGGAAUGGCUGUCAUGGCAAAUGAAGAGGGGAAACUGACUGCAAGCACAGUUGGCCAGAUAGUAGGGCUUCAGUCUGAAGAGAUCAAGCAAAUUGCAUCUGAAUAUGCAGAAAAACAGUCAGAGCGCUCUGCAGAAGACCGGCCCGAGAGGUUUGGAGCAGCCCAGCAGCAUCGCAGACUGGUGGCAUCUCUCAACAAACAGAUUGCUCAAAAAUCCAAACAAGUGGAAGAGCUACAAGCUAAACAUUUGGAGGUCCAAUCGGAAUAUGAAGAAGCCAAGAGUAAAUUGAUGGAGGCUGUGAACUUUACUGAGAAGUUGCAUAAGGAACUUUCUGCUUUAGAAGAACUUGAAUGUCAUGCUGAUUCAAGUGUCCUUCAGAAGCUGAGAGCGUUGGUUGCUAUGAAUGAAAACCUUAAGAAUCAAGAACAAGAGUUCCGUACUCAUUGCCGGGAGGAAAUGACUCGUUUGCAGCAGAGUAUUGAAAACCUCAAAAUUGAAUCAGGAGAUGAUGAUGGUGAACAAAAGGAACGAAACCAACUGAUAGACAAACAGUAUAAUACAGACAGAGAGAAGCUCCAGAAGAUCAGGCUGUUGCUGGCCCGGAGGAAUAGAGAAAUUGCUAUACUGCAGAGAAAGAUUGAUGAAGUACCGAGCAGAGCUGAACUAACCCAGUAUCAGAAGAGAUUUAUUGAACUCUAUGGUCAGGUUGCAGCAACCCACAAAGAAACCAAACAGUUCUUCACCCUCUAUAAUACACUGGAUGACAAAAAAGUGUUUCUAGAAAAAGAGGUUAAUUUGCUGAAUUCCAUUCAUGACAACUUUCUUCAAGCUAUGGCAUCUUCUGGAGCCCGAGAGCAAUUUCUGCGACAGAUGGAACAAAUUGUUGAAGGAAUCAAACAGAACAGAAUUAAGAUGGAGAAAAAGAAACAAGAAAACAAAAUGAGGAGAGAUCAGUUAAAUGAUGAGUAUCUGGAAUUAUUAGAGAAACAAAGGCUGUACUUUAAAACAGUGAAAGACUUUAAAGAGGAGUGCCGGAAGAAUGAAAUGCUGCUUUCAAAGUUGAGAGCUAAGGGGGCACCCUAGACACCAUUGUGAAAUCAAAAUCUACUUUUUUUUUUUUAACAAUUGAAAUACAUUUUUUUGUCUAAUCAAGACCUACUAAUCGUAAAUGGAAAGCCUUAUGUGUUGCAUCUAAGCCAAGUUUAUCCACAUUUUUGCAGUUUAAGCUACGUGAGAGAAAUUUUAAAAUAUUUGCAAAAGGGGUAUUUCAAUAUAUGAUCUUACACUAAUGAUUUCAAAAUACAUGUAUGUUUUACACUGAAACAAAACAAAAUGUGGUUAAAAAACAUUAGACAAACUUUUGACGAGAACCCAUUUAACAGUGUUUAAACUUAAUGGAUUAAGUUUCUGUCUGUCCAUCUCUCAUUUACCAUAUCUCUCAUUUACCAUUAAUCUAUAUGUGUAGUACUAUACAUUUAUGAAUAUACUAAACCCAAAUAUAUCAAGGAAACUUCUUUUUAUAAGUAAUGUUUGUAUUUUUCAUUACUUUUACAUAGUAAAUGUCAGAAAGGUAUAUGCACAUUGGCAUUUAAUUAUAUUGUAGUGUACUAUAUGUCUUAUUUAACUCUUUAUAUACUGUAUGAUUUUCACAUCCUUUGCAGCUGUAGAUAAUCCUGACACAUUAAUAUGUUAAAACCGUUGUGAACCGACAAGUACAAAUCUGAAUAAACAAGGUUGGAAUGCA